AUGGAUCCGGGACGAAGAGCUAUGAUGGCGGGUCGCCCAUCUCGGGGAAGGGACAUCACAUCUCCACGUCGCGAUGAAACCAAUCGAAUCUCUAAACCACAAAUCCCGGCAGGUAACUCCGGUUCUAGACCUUAUCGCAACAACCAGAGUCUCGAAGACGAACAAUCAAAAAAAUGGGUAGCAGAAGAGGAUACUUUCGUUCUACAACAAGCAAAGAAGAAGGCAGAUAUUCGAGUUAGAGAAGGACGAGCAAAGCCCAUCGAUUGGUUGGCGGUUAUCCUUCGAGUGAUCGAUCCCGAUAGAGAUCUCCUUGACGUUGACGAAGAAGAGGUUCAGCUCGAUGUGGUAGAUCCGGAGGGUGUAUUCGAGGGGCUCAAAGAUGCGCAACUGGUAGAGCUGGAGACUGACAUUAAUUCUUACAUUGCUUUGGAGAAGAAUAAAAAGAACCAGGAUUAUUGGAAGACGAUGCAAAUUAUUUGCAAUGAUCGUCGCCAGAAACUGAAGCCUCUCGGUCCUGACGAACGCGCCAUAAGCUCCGUUGCUGCAGAUGUGGACAAACUACUGGGACCAAAAACAUAUGAGCAGCUGGAAAGUUUAGAAGGACAAAUUAGGUCAAAGCUCUGCUCGAACGAACCAAUAGACACAGAUUAUUGGGAACAGCUCCUGAAGAGCUUGUUGAUUUGGAAGGCGAAGGCCAAACUAAAGAAGGUGUAUCAAUCUGUGCUGGAUACUCGGCUUGACGCCUUACGAAAAGAGCAACAGGAGGACGCAGAAAGUGUCCAGAAGAAGUUGCAAGAACUCUUAUCUGGCCCUACUCCAGUGGUUGAAGAGGGAUCCGACGUACCAAAUUCGAUCGCCGCGCAAACACCUCGUCGUCAGCCUCACUUUGUCUACUCAGCGAAGCAUGACCCUGAACCGUUACUCAAACUACGGACUGAGGACAAAUCAAGCGAAAUCAUUGACGAAUCUGAAUUCCUCAAAAGGGUCGUGGCCGAGCGUCGCAAAGUCUUGAAAUUAGGUUAUGUACCUUCACGUCAACUUGGCCCAGAGAAGCCUAUCUCCAGCUCUGUCAGCAAACCCAGUACAUCUGUCAACAAUGCACCUCCGGGUACACAGCGCUUUUCCGCCGUAGUCAACGAAGAUUUCUCCCAAGCCACGAAAGCAUUGUACGAUAGAGAGGUCGCACGGGGUGUUAAUGAGAACGAGGAAAUUUUUGCAGCGGAGGAAAGCCUUACAAUGACUUCGGCACCUCAAUGGGCAGACCAAUACAGGCCAAGAAAACCGCGUUAUUUCAACCGAGUGCAAAUGGGCUACGAGUGGAAUAAGUACAACCAAACCCAUUACGAUCAUGACAAUCCCCCACCAAAAGUCGUCCAAGGUUACAAAUUCAACAUAUUUUAUCCUGAUCUCAUAGACAAAGCCAAGGCGCCAACAUUCCGAAUUAUUCGUGAAAAUGGCCGAAAGAGAGGAGAGUCAUUUGCAGCUGCUGGAGAGGAGGAUACAUGCCUGAUUCGCUUCAUAGCAGGACCGCCUUACGAAGAUAUUGCCUUUCGUAUAGUUGAUAAAGAAUGGGAUUAUUCUGCCAAAAGAGACCGUGGCUUUCGUAGUAGUUUUGAUAAGGGUAUACUUCAACUGCACUUUCAAUUCAAAAAGAUAUACUACCGAAAGUAA
Molecule: messenger RNA, 1671 nt
Organism: Sclerotinia borealis F-4128
Lineage: Eukaryota; Fungi; Ascomycota; Leotiomycetes; Helotiales; Sclerotiniaceae
Source: the annotation of a GenBank genome assembly